CCCACUGACACCCACAGACACCCACACACCGAGACUCGCGUUUCUCGCGAGUCUCUCGCUCGUCAUCGCCGUCGUCAUCGCGGGAUGAGGGCGCGGAGCGGCGCUGCUGCUGCAGCUGCUGCACAGAGGCCGUGGCGGGAGCCGCGCGUGGUGCACACACGGAGGGCUCACGGAGGAGACACCGACACGCGGAGGGGAUAAGGAGAAGACACCGACACACGGAGGAGACAUCGACACGCGGAGGAGACACCGACACGCGGAGCCACGUGGGAGCGUGAGGAUGUCCUCCGUGGCGCUGCUGCUGCUGCUCCUCCUCGCCUCGCGGCGCCUCCUGCUGCCCCUCCUGCUGCUGCCCCUGCUGCUCGUGCCGCCGCCGCUCUGCGCCGCCCUCGAGCUCCGCGGAUUCGUGGGCUGCGCGGUGCGCGAGUUCAGCUUCGUGGCGAGGAAGCCGGGCUGCCGGGGCGUGCGCAUCACCACGGACGCGUGCUGGGGCCGCUGUGAGACCUGGGAGAAGCCCACGCUGGAGCCGCCCUUCGUGGAGGCUCACCACCGCGUGUGCACCUACAACGAGACGCGGCCGCGCACCGUGCGCUUGCCAAUGUGCCGCGCCAACGUGGACCCGCACUUCACGUUCCCCGUGGCCGUCAGCUGCGAGUGCCAGCCGUGCUCCGCGGCGCACACCGCCUGCGAGACCUUCUGAAGCCCCCCCCCCCGAUCCCAGCCGUAGCACGGAGGAGCCCCCCCCGCCAACCACCGCUGCUGCCACGGCGGAUUUCGCGUCACCUCUUCAAAGGGGCCACCACCACCACCGCCACCACCUCCUCGAACCCGGCGCGCGAGAAAUCCUCGCCAGCUCCGCUGAGCGAGCCGGCAGAACCUCGCCCAAAGCAGAGGGGAGAGGGGGGGGGUGUUGGGGGAGAAACUCUCCACAAGUCCCCAACGCCGCGGAUGUUACUGGCCA
Molecule: messenger RNA, 961 nt
Organism: Lethenteron reissneri (Far Eastern brook lamprey)
Lineage: Eukaryota; Metazoa; Chordata; Hyperoartia; Petromyzontiformes; Petromyzontidae
Product: glycoprotein hormone beta-5-like
Biological process (GO): regulation of thyroid hormone receptor signaling pathway; G protein-coupled receptor signaling pathway
Cellular component (GO): extracellular region; cytoplasm
Molecular function (GO): hormone activity
Source: RefSeq, a predicted model, not a curated record